Gastrolobium bilobum is the source of this 1105-nucleotide messenger RNA. RefSeq lists its product as uncharacterized. NCBI's taxonomy places the organism in Eukaryota, Viridiplantae, Streptophyta, Magnoliopsida, Fabales, Fabaceae. The transcript is spliced from 2 exons. The record is from RefSeq and is a predicted model, not a curated record. The coding region runs from base 147 to 896 and encodes 249 amino acids.
CCCUACAAUAUAGAGACACUUGAAACUUAAAACCUGCGCAGUGUGUUUCAUUAAGAUUCAUGUCUCUCGCUCGAUGAUUCUUGUUCUUUCCCUCUUUUUGAAAUGCUGACUGAACCAAAACACACAAGACCCCUCUUCUCUCUCUCAUGGAUUCUCUCGUUUCUCUAACACCCAAACUCCGAUCAUUCAAUUGUCAACCUCUUUCAACUUCCACCAACUUGUCCCUCAGUCGCAGAACAUGUUAUUCUUAUAAAACUCCUCCUCCUCCUUCAAAAUCCAACCUUAAAGAUUCCGAAAGAAACCCCAUAAGAAAGGUGGCUGCUUUGCGAAGCCAGAAAUGGGUUUCGGAUGGAGGCGUGUGUUACUUGCAGAACGGAGGUUGGGGUACGGCUUUGUUGAGCGUAACGGUGAACGCGAAGCUUCGGAUUAGUCCAUUUGUGGCUACAUUGGCGGGUAACCCAACCUUCGUUUCGGGGUUGCUUGCGUGGUUUAUAGCACAAUCCAUUAAGGUUUUCUUGAAUUUCUUCGUCGAUAGGAAAUGGGAUUUGAGGCUAUUGUUUGCAUCUGGAGGGAUGCCUUCUUCUCACUCCGCACUCUGCACCGCUCUUACCACCUCCGUCGCUCUCUGCCACGGCGUCGCCGAUUCCCUCUUCCCCGUGUGUUUGGGCUUUAGCCUAAUUGUCAUGUAUGAUGCAAUUGGUGUUAGGCGCCAUGCUGGCAUGCAAGCUGAGGUGCUUAAUAUGAUUGUAGCUGACCUGUUCCAAGGGCAUCCAGUUAGUGAAAGGAAGCUCAAGGAAUUUCUAGGUCACACUCCAUCUCAAGUUUUUGCUGGUGCUCUGCUUGGCUUUUUAGUAGCCUGUUUCUGUUGUCAAGCUUGCGUUGUAGGGCUUAGGUGAUUGUGUUGCCAGUUUUGGUCAAACUGUAUUGAUAGCAUACUAUUUGCUCUAAUGCAGCCUUCUGGUCAAACUGUAUUGAUAACAAUACUGUAUUCAAGGACAAAUACAUCAGCAUGAGUAGAAUGUACAUGAGAUUCUUUUUUUCUCCAUUGUCUUACACUGGAAGGCUGAUUAUUAAAUUGCCAUUUGGAAUAAAAUGUCUUGAGACC